Messenger RNA from Dothidotthia symphoricarpi CBS 119687, 3905 nucleotides. RefSeq names its product putative DNA-directed RNA polymerase I subunit beta. Gene Ontology annotation, molecular function: ribonucleoside binding; DNA binding; DNA-directed RNA polymerase activity. Lineage: Eukaryota; Fungi; Ascomycota; Dothideomycetes; Pleosporales; Dothidotthiaceae. Gene Ontology annotation, cellular component: nucleus; RNA polymerase I complex. Bases 134 to 3793 code for a protein of 1219 amino acids. The record is from RefSeq and is a predicted model, not a curated record. Gene Ontology annotation, biological process: DNA-templated transcription. The transcript has 2 exons.
AUAUCAAUGCCGCCGUUCUCUCUGCGUCUUUGCACGAGGACUGGGACGAUUCUGCACGGCCUGUGGUGAGCUGCGCCUUUUGUUUCUGAAUCAGCCGCUUCUCCACGAAAUCUACAACACGCGCACCGUAGCCAUGGCGCCUGCCGCAGUGAGGAAGCCGCAGUCGCAGACGCAGACAAAGACGCAAUGGUCGACGGAGUUCGACACAAAGAAACGGCAGCGCCUCUUCCAGAACCCCCCCAAGGACAAGACAGCCUACCCCACGCUCGCCGCUGCAGUCGACCCCCACAUCAACUCGUUCAACACCAUCUUCGUACCUGGCGGGCAGAUCGACGAGGGCAUCCGUGAAAUCGGCACAAAGGUCUUCGUCGAUGGCGACCCGUAUGCGCAGCCCGAGGAGGUGGGCGCGCGCAACAGGCUCUCUGUGCGCAUCCAAGACGUCUUUCUCGACAAGUCGGUGCUGCCCUCGUCGAACAAGGUCGCGCUCAAGAACCGCACCAUCCUCCCCGCCGAGUGCAGAGAGCGGCACGCCACCUACCGCGGCAAGCUGCGCGCACGACUCGAGUACAAGGUGAACAACAUGGACUGGCAGGAGGAGGUGUGCGAUCUGGGCACCAUCCCCAUCAUGCUGCGGUCUAACCGGUGCCACCUCGAAGGCCUGAGUCCAGACGCGCUCAUCAAGGCCAAGGAGGAAAGCGAGGAGCUGGGCGGCUACUUCAUCGUCAACGGCAUCGAGAAAAUCAUCCGCAUGCUGCAGGUGAACAGGCGCAACUACCCCAUGGCCAUCAAGCGUGGGGCCUUCAUGAACCGCGGGCCGGGUUACACGCAAUACGGUAUCCUCAUUCGUUCCAUGCGACCAGAUCAGACGUCGCAGACAAACGCCCUCCACUACUUAAGCGACGGCAAUGUCAACCUGCGCUUUUCGUGGAGAAAGGCAGAGUACCUCGUGCCCGUCAUGAUGGUGCUCAAGGCCUUGGUUGAAACGAACGACCGGGAGAUCUUCGAGGGCCUGGUCGGCGCAGCUGGCUCAGAAGGGCUUGCCGAGAAACAGUUUGUGACCGAUAGAGUGGAACUGCUGCUCCGGACGUACAAGGUCUAUGGGCUGCACUCCAAAGCCAAGACACGGGCAUACCUAGGACAGAAGUUCAAGGUCGUACUGCAGAUCCCCGAGGACACAAGCGACGAAGAAGCCGGUACCGAGUUCCUACGAAGAAUUGUCCUGCCACACCUGGGGGCAUAUGACGUUACUCCCGCCCAGGAUGCCGACAAGUUCCGUAUGCUGCUCUUCAUGACCCGGAAACUAUAUUCCCUUGUUGAGGGCGAGUGUGCCGUCGACAACCCAGAUGCUGUGCAGAACCAGGAAAUUCUGCUUGGAGGCCAGCUGUACGGCAUGAUCAUCAAGGAGAGACUCGACGACUGGCUGAAUUCUUUACGCCCUGUCUUGAACGACUAUGGACGCAGAACAGAAUGGAGGUCGUUCACUUCCCCAGAAUUCCAGAAAGACUUUGUCCAGAAAGUGCUCAAGAAGACCACCAUGAACGUUGGCCAGGCCAUGGAAUACUUCCUCUCUACCGGAAACCUCAUCAGUCCUACUGGCCUGGACCUCCAGCAAACAGCUGGUUUCGUGGUCGUGGCAGAAAAGAUCAACUUCUACCGAUUCAUCAGUCAUUUCAGGAUGGUGCACAGAGGUGCUUUCUUCGCGCAACUCAAAACUACGACUGUACGAAAACUGCUGCCCGAGAGUUGGGGCUUCAUGUGUCCCGUUCACACCCCUGACGGAGCUCCAUGUGGGCUACUCAACCACUUUGCACACAAAUGCAAGUUGGCAACACAGAACGUUGAUGUCUCAGCGAUUCCCAAACUCGUUGCACAGUUGGGCGUGUCAAGCAAAUCAUCCGCCUCACUUGACGCGAGUGUGGUCGUACAGCUGGACGGCCGCGUUUUGGGUUUCUGCUCGCCAAAGCAAGCCAAAGUCAUUGCAGAUACACUUCGUUACUGGAAAGUCGAAGGCACGCACAAUGUCCCCUUGGAACUCGAGAUUGGCUACGUUCCCAAUUCAAGUGGCGGCCAGUACCCCGGUAUUUUCAUGUUCUCACAAGUUGCGCGCAUGUACAGACCUGUCAAGUAUCUGCCCCUUGGCAAGCUAGACUAUGUAGGGCCUUUCGAGCAGCCGUAUAUGUCAAUAGCGUGUACAGAUGCUGAAAUCGUGUCGGGCGAUUCAACGCAUGUUGAAUUCGAUCCUACUAACAUAUUCUCCAUCGUCGCCAACAUGACACCCUUCUCAGACUUCAACCAAUCUCCCCGAAACAUGUACCAGUGUCAGAUGGGUAAACAGUCAAUGGGAACACCUGGAACUGCCGGGCGAUACCGAACGGACAACAAGACCUACCGCUUACAGACUGGUCAAACGCCUAUCGUACGACCGCCCCUCCACAACGAGUAUGGCUUGGAUAACUUUCCCAACGGCACGAACGCUGUUGUAGCUGUCAUCUCAUACACAGGGUACGACAUGGAUGACGCCAUGAUCAUAAACAAAUCUGCACAUGAGCGUGGGUUUGGUCACGGUACCAUUUACAAGACCAAGAUUUGCGACCUUGAAGAGGGUGGUCGGAGAAAUCGGUCUGGUCGGACCGUGACUAAACUCUUUGGGUUCGCUCCUGAAGGGCUUGUCAAGGCAGCUGACAAGGAAACAAUUGACGAUGAUGGGUUCCCUCGUAUUGGUGCGAUGCUGCGCUCAGGCGACAAACUUGCUGCAUGGCAUACUGUUUCGUACGACGCAGCUACCGGCGACUACAUAAACCGUGAUGGCAAUACCAGCUACUUCAAAUACAAGGAAGAUGAGCUGGCGUUUGUCGAAGAAGUCCGCAUCAUCGGCUCGGAAGACGGCACCCAGCCCUGUCAAAAGCUCAGCAUCAAACUCCGUGUUCCACGUUCGCCCGUCAUUGGCGACAAGUUCUCCUCUCGUCACGGACAGAAGGGUGUUGCUUCGCAGAAAUGGCCAUCAAUUGACAUGCCCUUCUCGGAGUCUGGCAUCCAACCUGAUGUCAUCAUCAACCCGCACGCUUUCCCAUCUCGAAUGACAAUCGGUAUGUUCGUUGAGUCGCUGGCAGGCAAAGCAGGAGCGCUUCAUGGUAUUUCUCAAGACUCCACGCCAUUCCGUUUCGACGAGCAGAACACCGCCGUCGAUUUCUUCGGCCAUCAGCUUAUGAAGGCUGGUUAUAACUACUACGGUAACGAACCGAUGUAUAGCGGUAUCACGGGUCAAGAACUUGCCGCCGAUAUCUACAUCGGUGUUGUCUACUACCAACGUCUCCGUCACAUGGUCAACGACAAGUACCAAGUGCGUACCACCGGUCCCGUCAACUCAACGACCGGGCAACCCAUCAAGGGUCGUAAGAAGGGUGGUGGUAUCCGUGUUGGAGAAAUGGAGCGCGACGCGCUUAUUGCUCACGGUACUGCCUUCCUACUGCAAGAUCGUCUGAUGAACUGCUCCGACUACACCAAAGCUGCUAUAUGUCGCGCCUGUGGUUCAUUCUUGUCUACCGCGCCUACAGUUAGCGAGUAUUCACGUAAGAAGGACCAAGGGGGCAAAAACAUGACCAUUCGGUGCAGAAGGUGCGCCACAUUGGCGGACGGUGUGCAGAGCACGAGCGAGGUUUGGACAGAUGGCCAAGGUAUGCGAUUCAUGGGCGGCGACGACGUGGCGGUUGUUGCCGUGCCGGGAGUGUUGAAAUAUCUGGAUGUUGAGCUGGCGAGUAUGGGUGUGAGGUUGAAGUUCAAGGUCGACCCAUGAGGAACGCAGGGGAUUGUCACGACAAGUCUUUGGAAAGGCAUGCAUUGCUUGGAGUUUUUGGUAUGUGAAAAGUCUUCCGCUGGGGGUGUUUUGCGCAGUUUGCAAUUGGUAG